AGCCAAGUAGCAGCAGACUCCCAGCAUCCCUUGCGCGCGGAAUGGCGGGUAGUGGCAUGAAGAAGUAAACUAGCCUGUAUAUUCCCUGGAUAGCCCGUUACCGUCAUGUCGUCGUUUGUGACAGAAGUGCUCGCCAGCUCAGGUAAACUGGAGAAAGAUGACCUCGCCUGCAAAAUCUCCAAACUAUCACGGAAAGUGGAAGAAACUAAGGAAGAGGUUACGGACAUGAUAAAUAAAAAAUAUAUUGAGUUCAUACCCAGUAUGGAGGGAGCAGAAGAGCUUUUAGACCAGGUUGAUUCCGUUUCCAAAGACAUUGAUUUAUUAAAGAGCUGCAUUGAAAAUGAGGUUCAGCAGAACCUUCAUGAUGCUGUAACGGAGUAUGCCAAGCUUAAACAGCAGCUAGAGAAAAACACUGCAGUCAUAAACCUGCUCCAACAUCUCCAAGAGUUUGACACAGCAAUAGAAGAAUAUCACAGGGCCUUGCAGGAAAAGAAUUAUGUGGUUGCCGCAAAGCAACAUGGAACAGCACGAGCUUGUGUUGAUGCCUUGAAAACCUGGAAAGACACAGAGUUGCCUAUAGUGCGGGCCCUCAGUUCAGAAAUCACAAUACAGAGAGAGAAUCUCAUCUAUCACCUUGGAGAAGAGUGGCAGAAACUGGCAGUCUGGAAACUUCCUUCCACUAAAACCGAGCUCACUGGUGCAAAAUCAUUCCUGAAGUCUGCACUUCAUUUGAAUAAAGGAGGAUCUAAGGUGGAUGAAUCUGUCCCACAUGCUCUUCUGUCCAGCAUUCUCCAGGCCCUCUCCAUUCAAGGAGAACUUCAUAAAAAGAUUAAACUGUUUGGGCAAGUGUUGUUUAAGUAUAUACUGAAGCCGCUCAUCUUAUACCCUUCAUUGGUGGUGGAAGUGAGCAGUCAGCCGGAGCAGGGUGCUGUCCUGAGCCUCCAGUGUAUAGAAACCAAAGCAGAGCAUCCAGAUCCCAGCCAAGUUUACACCAAAGUGCUCACUGUGCUCAAGACGUUGCAUGAACACCUUUUUGAUGUGUCGGUAGAUGAAAAGAAAGUGUCUGAAAUUUUAGGAGGUCUGAUAUGGGAGGAGAUGUCCGAGUGCAUUAUUCGUGAAUGCUUGGUUCAUUCCAUUCCAGCUAACAGCAGUCAGCUAGCCGAGUAUAGCGAGGUCAUCAAACAGACAGAGGAUUUUGAGAGCAGUCUGAAAGAGAUGGGCUACCUCGCAGGGGACUCCACAGACCUUUUAAAAUACGCCAGGAACGUCAACUGCCACUUCGCAAGCAAAAAAUGCCAAGAUGUCAUCGUGGCUGCACGGAAACUGAUGACUUCUGAAAUGCACAACACAGUGAAAAUCACUCCGGAAUAUAAACUCUCAAUCCCAAAACUACCGAAUCCUAGCGGAGGAGAGAAGGAGAGGAAGGAGUCGAGUAAAAGAAGUGGCCAUUAUGAUCAGAGUCUGGAGAAUGAGAAGCAGUUGAGUCCUAAUACUCUGUGUCUUCCUGUGUGUCGCAUUAGUGAGUCUGUGCAGCAGCUGAUGGACUUGGCCAUACAAACUCUGUCUGAGGCGGUGGGCAGCUCCCCCCAGUGCGGGGUCCAGCUUUUCUAUACCGUCCGAAACAUUUUUCAUCUGUUCUAUGAUGUUGUGCCUACUUAUCACAAGGAUAACUUCCUGAAGUUGCCUCACUUGGCAGCCAUCCAGCACAAUAACUGCAUGUUCAUCGCUCACCAUCUUUUAACCUUGGGUUUUCAGUUUAAACCUUACCUUCCUUUGAAAGAUGGAGUGGCUUAUUUUGUAGAUUUGGUCCCAGGUUUCAGAAGACUGGGUGCUCUGUGCUUUGUGGCACAAAUGAACGUUCAGAAAGCAGAGAUGUUGGAGAGACUGUCCACUGCUCGUAACUUCUCCAACUUGGAUGAUGAAGACAAUUACUCUGUCGCCAGUAAAGCUAUCAGACAAGUUAUUCAUCAGCUGCGGAGGUUAGGAAAAGUUUGGCAGGAUGUCCUACCUGUGAACAUAUACUGCAAAGCCAUGGGGACUCUCCUCAAUACUGCAAUAUUAGAACUGAUUAAUAAGAUUAUGAUGUUGGAGGACAUCUCCAAUGUGGACGGUGAGCGACUGCGAACACUGUGUCAAACCAUCAUAGAAGAGGGACCACUAGUCUUCAAUCCACUGCCGGAUGAGAACAAGAACAAAAAAUAUCAAGAAGAGGUUCCUGUAUAUGUAAAGAAGUGGAUGACGUUAAAAGAGAUCUCCAUGGUGCUAAACGCUAAUCUACAGGAGAUUGUGGACAGGUGGGCAGAGGGCAAAGGGCCUCUGGCGGUGGAGUUCUCCUGUAAUGAGAUGAAGAGCCUCAUCCGAGCCCUGUUUAAGAACACAGAGAGACGAGCAGCGGCCCUCGCUAAAAUAGUCAAAUAAGCAACCAAAAGACCAAUGCACUUCUAACGCAACAUUAUGCUACACGAGGCUUUUUCUUGCAUAUAAUGAAUAUUCUAUUUUUCUAUUUUGCUGAAAAAUGCGUUACAAUAAAUGCUGUUCUAAGCACAUGCCUGUUUUAUUUUGUUAUCAGUUUAUGCUCGAAAAAUAGCUAAAUAAACUGCUGCUUUGGCAUGUAAACUUCUCUUAGGCUGUCGUAAGUGUUUCAAUGUACAAUUCAGCCAAAGAAUAAAGCUGGCAUGUUUUAAA
Messenger RNA from Danio aesculapii, 2685 nucleotides. It is a transcript of the gene zw10, whose product is annotated as zw10 kinetochore protein. The transcript has 16 exons. Lineage: Eukaryota; Metazoa; Chordata; Actinopteri; Cypriniformes; Danionidae. Gene Ontology annotation, cellular component: chromosome, centromeric region; nucleus; RZZ complex. Gene Ontology annotation, biological process: endoplasmic reticulum to Golgi vesicle-mediated transport; mitotic cell cycle; mitotic spindle assembly checkpoint signaling. The coding region runs from base 106 to 2418 and encodes 770 amino acids. The record is from RefSeq and is a predicted model, not a curated record.